This is a messenger RNA of Psylliodes chrysocephalus, 1165 nucleotides long. NCBI's taxonomy places the organism in Eukaryota, Metazoa, Arthropoda, Insecta, Coleoptera, Chrysomelidae. The record is from the annotation of a GenBank genome assembly.
UAAUGUAUACCAUUUUACAUUCUUUUUUAUUUUAAAUUUAAUCAUUCUACGGGUUAUACUUGCGUUUAAAAUGUUAGGUAAAAUAUUAAUUUUUACAUUUUUUACUUCGUUAGUUACAAGUCAGCAAAAUGAGUGUGUUAUAACAGAAUUUUCCCAAGUGGAAACAGUGGUUACUCAUUGUACUAACAUAAUAAUAACAAAUCUUACUGUUCCUGCUGGAGAAGCACUAAUACUUGAUUUGCAGGAUGGAUCGAGAGUUUUGUUUGAAGGAAACAUCAUAUUUGAGGUAGCUUACUGGUUAGGACAUCUUGUGCAAGUUACUGGAAACAAUGUCUUAGUUGAAGGGGCACCAGGCAGUAUAUUAAACGCACAAGGUGAAAAGUACUGGGAUGGUAUGGGAGGAAACGGUGGCGUUACUAAGCCAAAAUUUUUUAACAUUGCUACCAGUGGUGGAUCUGUUUUCAGAAAUAUAUAUUUACUAAACUGUGCCCAUUUUUGUGUUAGAGUUGCUGCCAAUGACACUCAUUUGUACGGAUGGACCCUUGACGUGAAUGCAGGCAAUUUAAAUGGAGGUUUAAACACGGACGGCUUCGGUAUUUCACACGCCAACAAUGUCAUCAUAGAAGAUUCAGUUGUGAUGAAUCAAGAUGAUUGCGUAGCAGUCACCUCUGGUAACAAUCUGACAUUCAGAAACUUGCAAUGUUAUGGAUCUCAUGGAUUAAGUUUCUCGAUGGGAAGCAGUUCAAUGGAUAAUGAUAAUGGUAUAACUAAAAAUGUAACUUUCAGAGAUUGCUUGGUGGCAAAUGGACUCUACGGUAUCCAUUUAAAAACUAAAAGAGGAAGAGGACUGGUCACUGAUGUUACUUAUGAAAAUAUUAAACUUUCUGGAAUCACGGAAGAUGGCAUUUACAUAAAUCAAGAUUACAUGGACAUAGGAAACAUAAGACGCCCUUUUAAAAUAAAAAAUUUGAAGAUUUCUAACGUAUACGGAUCUAUAAAUGGAAACCUUGCUAGACCCGUUCAUAUAGUUUGUAAUGAGGAUACUUGCUCUGAUUGGAAUUGGUCUGAUAUUAAUAUCAUAGGAACAGGAAGAAGCUAUUGUAAUUAUUUACCUUUAGGGUUUUCUUGUUGACUUUUAGUAAUAAAAAUAUCAUACUUUUAUAUA